AUGGGCUCUAAGGUUUCUACGCUUCUGCAGCCAGAGGAAGUCGAAGAGAUCCAAGCAGAAACUGGGUUCACACCGAACCAGAUAUACAGAUUGUACAGUAGGUUCACCAGGCUUGAUAAAAAUGGCAAUGGCUAUCUCUGUAAAGAGGACUUUUUUCGAAUCCCUGAGUUAGCCAUCAACCCACUGAGUGAGAGGAUUGUGUAUGCUUUCUUUUCUGAUCAAGGCUUGGAUGACGACCAGAUAAACUUCCGACAAUUCACGAGGGUCCUGGCGAGGUUCCUGCCCGUCAAUGCUAAGGACGGCAACAGGAACAAACUCAACAACAAAACCGACAAACUAAAAUUUGCAUUUCGAAUGUACGAUCUAGACGGCGAUAACAAGAUAUCGAGAGAUGAACUCAUCAACAUCUUGCACAUGAUGGUCGGAGCCAAUAUAUCUGAAGAUCAAUUGGGCAGCAUUGCUGAUAGGACCCUUGUUGAAGCAGAUUGCAAUGAAGAUGGGAGCAUCUGCUUCGAUGAAUUCGUCAAGAUCAUGUCCAAAGUCGACGUUGAACAGAAGAUGAGCUUGAAGUUUCUCGAUUGA
Helobdella robusta is the source of this 582-nucleotide messenger RNA. RefSeq lists its product as hypothetical. Bases 1 to 582 code for a protein of 193 amino acids. The record is from RefSeq and is a predicted model, not a curated record. The transcript has 6 exons. NCBI's taxonomy places the organism in Eukaryota, Metazoa, Annelida, Clitellata, Rhynchobdellida, Glossiphoniidae. Gene Ontology annotation, molecular function: calcium ion binding.